AGUGGUUAGUUUGGUCACUUUUAACACUCAUUAAAGUCAAAUGGAGAAAUUGUUUUGGCCAAACGAGUGAGAGUAUUUGAAUGAACGAACCUCAAUGCGGCGGAUGCUUCGUCCCCUCAGCAUCAAUCUAUUAAGCUGCCGCGUGUUACCGCCCCCCCACACUCUUGCUUUUUCCCCACCGCCGAAGAGGAUCACCGGCGCAUUUAGACUUUCCGAUCGAACGAUGUGCAGCCACACUUGGGCUUGCGCGCCUACUCCUCCGGCCGCGAAGAAGGUGAGGCACGAGAUGGAGCUUUUCGGCGACGUGAGGGUCGACAAUUACUACUGGCUCCGCGACGACAGCCGCUCGGACCCCGAGGUUCUCUCUUAUCUCCGGGAGGAAAAUGAAUACACCGAUCGCAUCAUGUCUGGCACAAAAAAGUUGGAAGAGGAUAUAUACACUGAGAUAAGAGCAAGAAUCAAGGAAGAUGACAUAUCCGCACCUAAACGGAUUGGCCCUUAUUACUACUACGAACGGACACUGCAAGGGAAGGAAUACACUCAACACUGUAGACGCCUUGCCCUGAAUCGCGAAGCACCAUUAUCUGUUUAUGAUAUCAUGCCAACUGGACCGGAUGCCCCACUAGAGCAUGUAAUUCUUGAUGAAAAUGUCAAAGCUCAAGACCACGGAUUUUACUGCAUUGGUGCCUUUAAGGUAAGUCCCAACAAUAAGUUAGUGGCAUAUGCUGAAGACACCAAAGGAGAUGAGAUAUAUACUGUUCACAUUAUUGACAUUGAAUCUCAAGCUCUUGUUGGGGAGCCUCUAGUUGGGUUGACAUCAGAACUUGAAUGGGCAGGUGAUGAGGCCAUAGUUUAUGUCACAAUGGAUGAAAUCCUUCGUCCUUACAAGGCAUGGCUGCACAGGUUGAGAACAAGCCAAGCUCAUGACACCUGCCUUUAUCAUGAAAAGGAUGAAAGAUUUUCAUUGGAUCUUCAGGAAUCUGAGAGCAAGAAAUUUUUGUUUUUAGCAUCGGAGAGUAAAACUACAAGAUUUGUUUUAUAUCUAGACAUUUCAAAACCUGAAAAAGAGUUAGUGUUUUUGACACAGCGAGUAAGUGGAAUUGAAACAUAUGUUAGUCAUCGGGGAAAUCACUUUUUUAUUCAAAGGAGGAGUGAUGAAUGUUUUAACUCAGAGUUGCUUGCAUGCCCCGUGGAAGAUGUAUCACACACAACUGCUCUUCUUCCUCACCGGCCAAGCAUAAAGAUCCAAUACAUACAACUUUUUUGCAACCAUCUUGCUGUUUAUGAGCGUGAACAAGGUUUGCCUAAAAUAACCAUUUAUAACCUUCCUGAUGUUGGAGAGCCAUUGAGAAAGCUUCAAGGUGGCAGGGCUAUUGAUUUCAUUGAUCCAAUAUACUCUGUGGAUCCAUCAGAAUCACAAUUUGCAUCAAGCAUCUUGAGGUUUUACUAUAGCUCCCUUAAAACUCCUCCUUCUGUAUAUGACUAUGAUAUGGACACCGGAGUUUCCGUUUUGAAGAAGAUUGACACGGUGAGUUUUCAGUGAAUUCAUGAACAAUUGAACAUAUGGCCAUAAAUUAAAAUGAUGGUUGCAUCUGGGGCUCUAAUCUGCAUUUUGAUUAUGGUAUUUCAGUCUCCCUCUCCCGCACUUGAGCAAGAUUAAUUCAAGCACAUUGAGUUGAGAUUUUUCCCUUCUAGUACUCUACAUUUUAUAGGUUAAGUGUUUAAAAAUACGUAGUAGUUUGUAACUUGCAGAUGCAUUAGUUGGGGAUUCUCUCUCUCGGGAACUCUUGUCAGUAUCAAUCCAGGAGACUUGUUUUGCAAAGAUUGCUAAGCUUUCAUGUUUUGAUGACAUUGAUUGUGAUUCUGAUAGCUUUCAUAUCCCUAUGGAGCAGUUGGACAUUUUCUAGAAACUUCUGGUGUUGGGAGGCUUUGAUUCAUCAAAUUAUGUUACUGAAAGGAAAUGGGCUACUACUUCAGAUGGGACUCAGAUACCCAUAUCAAUGGUUUAUAAUAAGAAUCUUGUGAAGCUUGAUGGUUCCGAUCCACUUCUUCUUUAUGGUUAUGGUUCGUAUGAGGUUUGCAUCGACCCAUAUUUCAAAGCAGCACGCAUUUCCUUGUUGGACCGAGGGUUCAUUUAUACAAUUGCCCACAUUCGUGGGGGCGGUGAAAUGGGGAGACCAUGGUAUGAAAAUGGGAAACUGCUGAAGAAGAAAAAAACUUUCACAGACUUCAUUGCCUGUGCGGAGUAUUUGAUUGAGAAGGGGUAUUGUACCAAAGAAAAGCUUUGCAUUAAUGGUAGAAGUGCAGGGGGGUUGCUUAUUGGUGUUGUACUGAAUAUACGCCCUGAUUUAUUUAAGGCAGCUGUAACUGGAGUACCUUUUGUGGAUGUUCUGACCACAAUGCUUGACCCUACUAUUCCUCUAACAACUUCUGAGUGGGAGGAAUGGGGUGAUCCUCGUAAAGAAGAAUACUAUUUCUACCUUAAGUCCUAUUCUCCAGUUGAUAAUGUCAAGGCACAAAAUUAUCCAGCAGUUCUUGUCACAACUGGUUUAAAUGAUACACGCGUUUUAUAUUCCGAACCAGCAAAGUAUGUAGCCAAGUUGAGGGAUAUGAAGACUGAUGACAAUAUACUACUAUUCAGAUGUGAAUUCAGCGCCGGGCACUCCUCAAAAUCAGGAAGGUUUGAAAAGCUAAAGGAAGUUGCUUUCACAUAUGCCUUCAUAUUGAAGGCCUUAAACUUGAUCCCUUCACCUAGCUCCCACCCCAACUUAUAAAGUGGUACUGUAUUUUUCUAGUUUAAUUUGUUUCCUAUAAUGGUUGAUGUUAUUUGGCACCCAUAUUAUAACAAACUCAUUUUUUUAAAAUUAGUACUCAAUAAGUCAAUAUAAUUUUACUAGGGGCAUUGACCCCCUAUAGUCAAGCUUGUAAACGGUAAGAUUGCGAAUUUUUCUUUGUACUUCUAGCAUUAUUGAAAUAUUAAACAAAAAAAAUUACAGAGUAUAAUUAAGCAUUUAAGCCUAU
This is a messenger RNA of Cuscuta campestris, 3021 nucleotides long. NCBI's taxonomy places the organism in Eukaryota, Viridiplantae, Streptophyta, Magnoliopsida, Solanales, Convolvulaceae. The record is from the annotation of a GenBank genome assembly.